GUUCGCGAUCUCGGUACGAUUUCUGUAGUGGAACCUCUGUCAGCAGGACCACCUAGCUAUAAACACACUCACUGAUCAUGCUGCUUCCAAUUAUCUCGUUGCUAUUAAAUUUGACCACGUUAAUUGUCCAGUAAGACUUACCAGCCUCCAAACAACAGUCCCAGUGAAACCUUGCAUGACUAUGGACGGGGAAUCCUACGAACAUGUGAGACAGUCUCUCCAAGGUCAUAAACCAUACAUGGCAUCUUUCUCCAACCUUCACGGCCGCUGCAAGGAAUGCAAACGCUGGCCGAAUCUGGACGGACUUGUAGCUCUGUGUGACAAGCAUAGGUGUAAACGAUGUUCACACGGGAUUCCAACCGAAGGUCCGCGAAAUCCAGACUCAACAUCAUGUCCGCAAUGUCAGCUGGAGCUGAUAUACCCAGAGGCCAAGGACCGACCGCCAGGGCACGGCAUGCUGUACGAAGACUUCAACCUCGUCGAAGACACACUGAGUGAAGUUGCUUUCCCUCCAGUUUGCGGGAACACCAGGCCGGCUAAUGCAGAAAACGGUGGAGCCUGCGGGACAGAGGCAGCGUUCUUCUGCGUGCACCAUAAGUUGUUCCUCUGUAAGAAAUGCUAUCGGCCACAUAUGAAAGAGGACAUUUUGGCGCAGUCUGACGAAGACGAAAACGAGUACGAAGCCCUUCGGUACUUGACAGUUGAUGAAUACUUGGGCCGAGUCACGAUGAAAGGCUAUGACUUCACCAGGAAGGAAGACGAGAAAUGGCGGCGCUGCCAUUUCUACCAGCGAGACCACGAAAAUGCCGCCACGGGCUACUGCCAACAGUGCGACCGGUUCCUUUGUAGGGACUGUGCUUUGCUGCACAGAAGGGUUGACUCGCCGUCCGAUUCCCACAAAAUUCAAUCGAUCCACCUGUCACUCGACGACAUGGAAAAUAAGAUGAAGAAGGAGAGAGACAAAUACCAAGCGAUGAAGGAGGUAGUCGAUGGCAAACGGGCAUCGAAUGACGCGCAUCUGUCCCGCAUGCAAGAUCAGUAUGAACACGUCAAGGCACAGAUAAAUAGCACUUAUGACGAGAUUGAGCGGAGACUGAAAAAGGACCGAGACACGCUGCUGAUGAAGUUGAAAGAGGGUCAGGAGUGGAUCGAGGACCAACUCGGGCAGGAGAAAGAAAAGCUUGGAGAUGCUUUCACCGCCGUGGCUGCCUCGGAUGUGGUCUGUGAUCGCAUGCUGGAAGGGAAUCAGGCAAAGAAAACGGCUGGGUUAGUGCACCUGCACCAGUUCCAUAAAGCGAAUGGGGUAAACUUGGGGGAGUUCUUCGGCGAGCAUGUCCGUGAGCAUUCGCGCGAGGUGCUGGACUUCCUCGGGAAAGACCGUGGGUUCUGUAAGAAUGAACACUUGGUCACCGCCAUGACGGAGAACAAAGGCACCUCGAACAUUCUUGGGAAGCUGCUGGGAAGGGACGUGACAGUGGACUUGAACUACUAGUUAUAGCACAGUGACAGAGAUAGCGUGUACACAUCUGAUUCAGAGACAAACUAAGCGUUACAGAAGAUUGCAAAAGCAUAUAUAUAUAUAUAAUAACGGCUCUAUUUUUAAAUAGUUGAAAAUCCCAUCAAGAGUUGUAAAUAGUUUGAAAAUCCAUCCUUUUAUCACAGCUUAUGAUUCAUGGACAUUGCCGGGAGCUCCCGAUAUUGCUUAUAACCGUUUCAAUACUGUAAAUCGGCCAGGAACAGACACGACUGAAUGGUUCUUGGCCGAGCAGAUAGUGGACAUCACAUCAUCAUUGUGUUUAUGGACUUUAUUUCCACUGUGCGCCUGUAUACAGGAUAUCCAAGAAUCUGAGAUUUUGAAGUACAUGUACAUGUAAAGGAAUAUGUUAAUGUUAUCUGUUCUCAAUCUGUGGUUGGGUUUACUCACAGCAAUGAUGGAUACAUUUAUGGUCAAAUCGUCCGACAAUCGCAAGUCAAUUAGGUUCCGACAGAAACCAAGUUCAUUACGCAUGAGAGAUGGGAAGCACUUCAAUGUGAUACUUGCCAUAGAGUGUUUUCACGGCCACGUUGGAUGGCAGAAUA
Messenger RNA from Lineus longissimus, 2079 nucleotides. RefSeq names its product protein PML-like. The transcript is spliced from 6 exons. Lineage: Eukaryota; Metazoa; Nemertea; Pilidiophora; Heteronemertea; Lineidae. Gene Ontology annotation, molecular function: zinc ion binding. The record is from RefSeq and is a predicted model, not a curated record. Bases 176 to 1492 code for a protein of 438 amino acids.